AUGCUGAAGUUCCUUGAUAAUGGUGGAGAUGGGCAUGGUCUGCUUAAGGAGAUACGAACAAUGAUCCACGCGAAGAAACUGUGGGCGGAUAGAGAUGCGCACUCGCGACCGGCUGCUUCAAUUGAUUUACAGCUGCAGCAUCGGCCACUUGGUCGUGCAGUGUGGCUUGAAAAGGAAGUGCAGGAGUUUAUCUAUAAAGAGGGUCAGAAUCCAUUCUCCGAGCGAACCCCGCUAGACAUUUCAUAA
This is a messenger RNA of Penicillium canescens, 246 nucleotides long. RefSeq lists its product as uncharacterized. The record is from RefSeq and is a predicted model, not a curated record. The transcript has a single exon. The coding region runs from base 1 to 246 and encodes 81 amino acids. Lineage: Eukaryota; Fungi; Ascomycota; Eurotiomycetes; Eurotiales; Aspergillaceae.